This is a messenger RNA of Nematocida homosporus, 477 nucleotides long. RefSeq names its product N-terminal acetyltransferase B complex catalytic subunit. Bases 1 to 477 code for a protein of 158 amino acids. NCBI's taxonomy places the organism in Eukaryota, Fungi, Microsporidia. Gene Ontology annotation, biological process: N-terminal peptidyl-methionine acetylation. The transcript has a single exon. Gene Ontology annotation, cellular component: NatB complex. The record is from RefSeq and is a predicted model, not a curated record. Gene Ontology annotation, molecular function: protein-N-terminal amino-acid acetyltransferase activity.
AUGUUCGUAUACGAUGAAUUAACUGCACUAGACUUACUUGAUGUCAAUUUGGUGAACUUAGAUGCUAUGACAGCCUCUUUUUCCUUGGAGUUCUAUACGAGCUACUUUGAAUCGCAUAAUCAGCACUGUAUGGCUGUUAAGACAGAUGGUAGUGUGGUGGGAUAUCUCUUUGGGUCGACGGGUAAGUAUAUGAAGAGUGAGACUAAGUAUGCACAUGUAACGGCUUUAAGUAUUGCGCCAACAGUAAGGAAGUGUUGUUUAGGCAGUGGGUUAAUGGAGUUGUUUGAAAGGAAUGCCAGUGAGGAAGAAUCGGUGUUUAUUGAUCUGUUUGUGCGCUGUUCUAAUAAGAGUGCAAUUGCUUUCUAUACCAAACACGGGUAUGGGGUGCAUAAGCAAGUGCCUGGGUACUAUAUUGAACCGGCUGAAGAUGGUUAUGAUAUGAGGAAGUAUCUUAAAGGGCAAGUUGAGGUGGGUUGA